AUGAACUCUGAAAGCGAAAUUGUUCAUAUUACUUCACGAGUUCUUAAGGAAUUAAGUUCCAACCAGUCAAAAACAUCAUCUAUGCCCCAUCCAAAAAUGGAUGGAAAGGUGACUCAAGUAAUAGGAAUGAUAGUGGAGGAAUGUAUUGACAACAGCCUACGAGCAGGAGUGCAAAGAAUGCUAACUAGAGAAUCAUCUGAGGUGAAGGCAGCAGAUAUCUCGAACUAUGUAAAAUCAAACUACGGGAUUUCCAAUAAAUGUAUCAACAAAUAA
Molecule: messenger RNA, 273 nt
Organism: Cryptosporidium ubiquitum
Lineage: Eukaryota; Apicomplexa; Conoidasida; Eucoccidiorida; Cryptosporidiidae
Exons: 1
Coding region: 1-273 (90 amino acids)
Molecular function (GO): protein heterodimerization activity
Source: RefSeq, a predicted model, not a curated record